Pyrus x bretschneideri (Chinese white pear) is the source of this 2617-nucleotide messenger RNA. Its product is annotated as probable LRR receptor-like serine/threonine-protein kinase At1g53440. The record is from RefSeq and is a predicted model, not a curated record. Gene Ontology annotation, molecular function: ATP binding; protein kinase activity. Bases 1 to 1884 code for a protein of 627 amino acids. NCBI's taxonomy places the organism in Eukaryota, Viridiplantae, Streptophyta, Magnoliopsida, Rosales, Rosaceae. The transcript has 9 exons. Gene Ontology annotation, biological process: protein phosphorylation.
AUGUAUGAACCGAAAUAUACGUACCGAAAUGUAUACCAUUCUAUAUUCAUCAAUUGUGAAGGGAGGAAGACGAAGUUUGAUGGUCAUACAUAUGAAGAGGACUUGAGCUCUUUCGGACCAUCAGACUUCGUUUCGUCGGCUCAAAAGUGGGGCUACAGCAGUACCGGAGUGGACAUGAGCAACCUCGAUGCAAAUUACAUUGCAACAUCUUUGAACAUUACCGGGCCGGAUUUAUAUCGAACAGCGCGCAUUGCCCUUCUUUCACUUAAGUACUAUGGCCUUUGCAUGCUCAAAGGCAACUACAAAUUGCGGCUCUACUUUUCCGAGAUCAUGUUCACGGAUGAUCAAACAUUUAGCAAUCUCGGAAAACGCUUGUUUGACAUCUCAAUUCAAGGGAACUUGGUUUUGAAAGACAUCAACAUUAUGGAAGAAGCAAGAGGUGUUGGUAAGGGCAUUGUCAGAGAGUUUGACAAUGUCACCGUUAUUGGUAGCACACUGGAGAUCCACCUAUAUUGGGUAGGAAAAGGGACGACUGCCAUUCCUUAUACAAGUGUCUAUGGGCCUCUUAUAUCAGCCAUUAGUGUGACGCUAAACUUUGAACCUCCAAAAAAAAAUUUAAGCUACGUAGAGCGUGUUAGGAGUCAUGUGCCUAUAGGCACAAUGGUAGGAAUUGGAUGCGCAAUAGCAGUCGUCAUCAUCGCCAUCGUAUUACUAGCACUCGUUAUUCUUUGGAAGAGAGGCCUCCUAGGCCGACAAAAAAAAUUGGAGGAUGAUUUGAAAGGUGUGGAACUACAAACUCGCAAGUUUACCUUUACGCAACUCAAAGAUGCCACAACCAACUUUGACCAAUCCAAUAAGAUUGGUGAAGGUGGUUUUGGUACUGUUUAUAAGGGCAUUCUUGUAGAUGGAACCCUAAUUGCUGUUAAGCAGCUUUCUUCCAAGUCAAAGCAAGGAAAUCGGGAAUUUGUUAAUGAGAUAGGCAUGAUUUCUGCCUUGCAACAUCCUCACCUUGUAAACCUAUAUGGAUGUUGCAUUGAUGGAAAUCAACUAUACCUUGUCUAUGAGCACAUGGAAAACAAUAGUGUUUCUCAUGCUUUGUUUGGGGCAGAAGAAAGUCAGUUGAAGUUGGAUUGGCCAACGAGGCAUAAUAUAUGUGUUGGCAUAGCAAAAGGUUUGGCUUACCUUCACGAGGAAUCAAGCUUGAAGGUUAUCCAUAGAGAUAUCAAGGCCACGAAUGUGUUGCUUGAUACACAUCUUAACCCGAAGAUAUCGGAUUUUGGGUUGGCCAAACUUGCCGAAGAGGAUAAAACACAUAUAAGCACCCGUGCUGCUGGAACUUUUGGAUACAUGACACCAGAAUAUGCACUUCGGGGUCAUCUCACAGACAAAGCAGAUGUCUACAGUUUUGGAAUUGUUGUACUGGAGAUCAUCAGUGGGAAGAAGAACUCAACUCAGCAGACAAAUGCAGAGGGAUUUUAUAUUCUUGAUUGGGCGCAUGUUCUCAAAUCAGAAGGGAAUUUGAUGAACUUAGUGGAUCCAAAGUUGAGUACAGAAUUCAACAAUGAAGAGAUAAUGGCUACAAUCAAUGUGGCUCUCCACUGCUGUAAUUCCACUUCGAAGCUUAGACCCACAAUGUCUGCAGUUGUGAGUAUGCUCGAAGGUAAGGUUGCAGUUGAAGAGUUUGUCUUGGACCCCAAUCCCUCGACAAGUGAUGAGAUGGACCCAAUGGUGAAGAAACUUUUCCAAUUCUGUUUGAGAAGGGGCGCUGGGUCAGUUGAAAGGCUAUCGGAUGAUUCAUUUGCAGCUUUUGAUGAUAUCCAUCCAUUCAAUCCUCAUUCAGGUCGCCAAGACUAUAGAAAAGGCAGAAAAUGGCACAGUUUUUAGGGAUUUGAAAAUUUGAAAUCACUACUGUCUUCUCUGGCAACAAAUGUCCAACUGCAAGUAUAUACAUUUUCCUGUGUGUGAUGUUCACGUCCAAUUAAUUAAAUGGUGCAAAAUCCCAUACAAAUUUCUUAGUUCUAUGGCACUAAAGAUGAAAGCUAAGUUUGACAAGUACUGGAGCAAGUGCAGUUUGGCUUUGGCAAUAGCAGCGAUCUUGGAUUCGCCGAUCCAAAAUGAAGUUGAUGGAGGACUACUACUCUCAAAUAUACGGUAGUACUGCUCUGGACAGGAUUAAGGAAGUUUCCAAUGGACUCACGAACCUUUUUAAUGCUUAUUCAAUUUGCUCAGGAAUGGUUGAACAAGUUACAGCUUUGCGUGGCAGCAGCUUACCCAGUACCAGCACUGAUAGUAGGGAUCGAUUGAAGGGAUUUGACAAACCUCUCAGAGCCAAAACAUGAUAUCGGACAUGGACAAGUAUCUAGAGGAUCCAGUCUUUCUACACGCUUGUGAUUUUAAAAUAUUAAAUUGGUGGAAGGUCCACACGCAAAGGUAACCUAUUUUGUCCAUGAUGGCAAGUGACUUUCUGGGAACUCCUAUGUCAACUGUUGCACCAGAACCAGCAUUCAACGUGGUGGUAGAGUGCCUGAUGAAUGUCAAAGCUUACUGAAUCCUGACACUCAGAGAGGCUUUGGUCACUCAGAGAGGCUUUGGUGUGCAUACAAGAUUGGUUGCAGGU